This is a messenger RNA of Athalia rosae (coleseed sawfly), 1172 nucleotides long. RefSeq lists its product as uncharacterized. The coding region runs from base 812 to 1078 and encodes 88 amino acids. NCBI's taxonomy places the organism in Eukaryota, Metazoa, Arthropoda, Insecta, Hymenoptera, Athaliidae. The record is from RefSeq and is a predicted model, not a curated record. The transcript has 5 exons.
CAUUUCAGGUGGUUCUAAUUGUUGAUACUAUGGCCCUAAAGAUUAGAUCAAUUAUUUACUCAUUGGUGUAACUGAACAAUGUAUGUUCAAACCUCACAAAAUUAAUUUAUCAUCUAUGUUUGUUGAACGUGAAGCAGAAAGUCACCAAUUGUUUCAUACAACUUUAACUCGACGCAAGGAGUGUUCCAGAGUAGGAUGCCCCAUUGUUGUGUAUUAAAGAUCUCGCCUUUAUAUUGAUAGUUAUUUUACUCGUUACUUUAUAGUAUUAUUUUGAAUUAUCUGUGAAAACUUCUCUUGUCACCUGCGAAGAGGCGUCAGUCAUUUAUGAUCGACAUAUUUAAAAUAUGUAAUUCUAUGAUUUCCUCGUAUCCCAGUAGAUAAAUGGGGAAAUGAUUUCCUUCUUUGUGACCGAUCGAUUUAUCAAUGAUCACAUUAACUGCGGUCGGUAUGCGCCUCCGAGUCCCAGGAAGAUUUCAGGUGUUGCUAGUUCAAAAAACCGGCGGAAGUGAGAGGGCUACGUUCCCAACUACAUCAGUGCUGACGUACGUACGUACUCUAUCAGUUUAACUAUAUGAUGCCGACGUACGGUAUACUGUGCCACUGGCAUAAUUGCUGCAAGCACUGAGCUUCGAGAGAAAAUCAAUGCUCUAUGUUGGCAACCCUUGACCGCAAAAUUAGUGCUACCGUUGAUGUUCGACGAUGGACAGAGAUAGGAGAUGGCAGAUGAUGCAUGCGGGAUUCCCAUGUUUCUUAUAUCAGAACUGGAACUGUGAUGAAUGAUUGAUGGUUCGGAGUAUGACAUUGAAUCAUUAUGUUUGGUUCGAGAUUGCAAGAACGGCAGUAUGGCCGUAGCAGCCGAAGCGACGUCGUCAGGAGCGACAUCGAUAGCAGCGCGUACAUUCUUGGAGAAAAGAGAGAGAGAUACAUUGGGAUCUACGAUCGAUGGACAUCAAAAUAUCCCAAUGUUUCGCAGUUGCCAAUCAUUUCUCAACUGCGCUGCGCAGGACUUACAUUGCAUCACACACUUCGUUCACAAUUUCCUUCAUGUUUCAGGUACCUGGGGAUGCUGCCACCAUAGCUGCCGUUUGCCCGGACUCCCCCUGUUACUCGGGGGGAGUCCACUGACCCGUCCCCUGGGACUGCGCGGCCUCCCACCGCCCCCGGGGUCCCAG